CGAGUCUUGACGAUCGACGAUGUUUUUUCGAUCGCAGUCGACCGAUGAAAACGUCUUCGCCGUCGCUGUACGUGCCGAGCCGCGAAGCCGUAAUGGACUUCGGUUCAAAUUCCGGUACCGCAGGAACAUGGAACAAUUUCAUCUUAAUCGUGCGCGAAAUGAAGUGCGGAAACUCCCGGUCAAUUGUAUGGAAACGUCCAAUCACGCUUGUACGUGCUGCAUUUGCGACGACUUAGAAGUCUUCAGGGAUGACGACGGGACAUUGGAAUCGUCCUUCUACAGCCCAAGACGAUGUCAAGAAUUCUUAAGAAAGUUGGAUUUCUGA
This is a messenger RNA of Wasmannia auropunctata (little fire ant), 325 nucleotides long. RefSeq lists its product as uncharacterized. Lineage: Eukaryota; Metazoa; Arthropoda; Insecta; Hymenoptera; Formicidae. The record is from RefSeq and is a predicted model, not a curated record. Bases 20 to 325 code for a protein of 101 amino acids. The transcript has 3 exons.